Molecule: messenger RNA, 4410 nt
Organism: Oncorhynchus gorbuscha (pink salmon)
Lineage: Eukaryota; Metazoa; Chordata; Actinopteri; Salmoniformes; Salmonidae
Product: transmembrane protein 116-like
Exons: 10
Coding region: 2172-3257 (361 amino acids)
Biological process (GO): adenylate cyclase-activating G protein-coupled receptor signaling pathway
Cellular component (GO): plasma membrane
Molecular function (GO): G protein-coupled receptor activity
Source: RefSeq, a predicted model, not a curated record
AGAACAGCCAGAAUUCUUCAGGGCAUGGAAACGUUGCUCAAUUGGUAUCAAGGAAAAACAUUCCCCGCACCAUUACACCGACAGCCUUUAUUAUUGACACCAGGCAGGAUGGGGCCAUGGACUCAUGCUGCAAUAGCCCAUCUGUGGCAAGGAUUGGAUGUGUUGUGCGCUCCGAGAUGCCGUUCUGCACAGCACUGUUGCACUGCGCAGUUAUUUGCCUGUUUGUAGCUUGCACAAUUCUUGCCAUUCUCCUUCGACCUCUCAUCAACGAUCUGUUUUCGCCCAUAGGACUGCUGCUGAACGGAUGUUUUUGGUACCAUUCUCGGUAAAUCCUAGACACGGUUGUGCAUAAUAUAAUAAGCCCAGGAGGCCGGACGUUUCUGAGACACUGGAAAUGGCGCGGCUGGAAUCGACGAUCAUACAUACCAUGCUCAAAGUCGCUUAAGUCACUCAUUUUGUCCAUUCUAAAGUUCCAGCCGUCGUUAUACACUGAGUGUACAAAACAUUAAGAACACCUUCCUAAUAUUGAGUUGCAUGUCUAUGUCAUGGAAAGAGCAGGUAUUCUUAAUGUUUUGUACACUCAGUGUAUAGCAAGACACAGCCACGUGACACACUGUCUGCUAACCAUUUUUGGGAACGGGGUGGUGUGCCUAACAAACUGGCCACUGAGUGUAUGUUUAAUAAUCAAACCAGUCAGCAUUGUCUGACAUAACUUCGUCUAGAACCUACAUUUAAUACUGACACCUGCCCACUGAUGGUUCAGGGGGGUCAAGUAGCCUGAUUCCUUUGAGAAGCUGUUGCCUUUCAUUCUAAAUGUCAGAUUUUAUUUGGAGUCAUAUUUUUUGUUUAAAUAUUUGUUCCGACUGUAUAUUUAUUUGUUGUUAUUAUGCUUUAAUAAACGUGCACGGUGAAUGAGUAUUGCAGUUUUAAAAUUAAAAUGUUUAACAGGAAACAGGAUUUGGAUCUAAGGAGUUAUUACCACCUGCAGCCAGCUGGAGAUAUCAUUUUUAAAAUAAAUGUAAACAAUAUUUAACUAGACAAGUCAGUUAAGAACACAUUAUUUUAAGAACAAAUUCUUAUUUACAAUGACGGCCUAGGUACAGUGGGUUAACUGCCUGUUCAGGGGCAGAAUGACAGAUACAGGAUCUGAACAGCCCUUAGCCGUGUUCCUAUUGGCCAUUUACCCCAAACCCCGGAGGUGCCUUAUUGCUAUUAUAAACUGGUUACCAAUGUAAUUAGAGCAGUAAAAAUAAAUGUUUUGUCAUACCUGUGGCAUAACUGUAGUUAUACUGCACUCUGACUGUUCUUUCAAUGACAGUCUGACCAGGCGAAUCCAGGUGAAAGCUAUGAUCCCUUAUUGAUGUCACUUGUUAAAUCCACUUCAAAUCAGUGUAGAUGAAGGGGAGGAGAUGGGUUAAAGGGGGAUUUUUAAACCUUGAGAUGAUUGAGACAUGGAUUGUGUGUGUUCCAUUCAGAGGGUGAAUGACAGGACAAGAUAUUGAGUGCCUUUGAACGGGUAUGGUGGUAGCUGCGCUAGGCGCACCUGUUCUUCGUGUUUUGUACAAUCAGUGUAUAUUUUUCACAUUGAUGCCGUUUAUUUUUGUCAUCGCCAAGGUUAUUGUAGGGUUAAGUGGUGAUUUGAAAUUAAAACAACAAGGGUGAUGAAUAGGCUAUGAGCUAUUGCCUAAUGUAAAUUAUACGACUAUGAAACCAGCCAUGAUGAGUGGCUACACUUGUUGCGGUCAUGUGACGAAGCAUUAACCGGUCAAAUGGAGAGUGAGCGCGCCCUGCAUUCUAUGUGACGUUAAACUGCUGUACAAUCACCUCAGUUUUGGAUCCGUGCGUGUCUAGGUUACUCAGCCUAAAUCACAACUCGUCUCUGAUGUUUUAAACGAUGGCUGAAUGUUUUGGGAACGACAUAUAUAUAUAUAUAUAUAUAUUCUACAAUUGGGUUAAGUCUUAGAAUAAAGAAAACAUGUUACAUUUCAUCUUGCAAGAUGUCUCAAACAACACGGAGCAAAACACAACGACGCCUGAGGACUGGACUGUUGUGUACUUUGCAGUCAGGUGGAUCCAGAUGACCAGAGUAGUGUUAUAGGAUAGUGACUGUUUUGGUUUCUAAUCAACACCUUUCCCCUGUAAAGGUGUACUUUGCAGUCAGGUGGAUCCAGAUGACUAUGGCAGUGCUGAGCAUUGUCGGUUCAGGUUCCAUAAUUGUUUAUGCAACUUUCCAACACCUUAUAAGGACACCUGAGAUCCAGCCAUUGUUCUUACUGAGUGUGACAGACUUGCUGCUGGCAGUCAGCUGGCUGGUAGGAGCAGUACUGUUCACCCAGGACUGUGAUAGCCAUGCCACCUGCUACAACCUACACAUCGUUGAACAGAUCCUGUAUAUGACCUCGUUCUUCUACACAUUGAACUAUGUAUGGACCCUGUACUCUGGGCUAAAUAACAGAUUCUACAGUAGCCUUCAUGGAUACCCAGCCCAAUGCGCCACCAAACUGAGAAGUUUCAGCAAGAUUGCUGCAGUCCUGUCAUGUGUCCUCCCCAUGCUGCUGAUGCUGCCAGUGUUUGUAACAGGAAACAUGGACCACUGUUACACAAACUUCAGCCAGCCUUACAAGUGCCUUCUAAUGCACACGGAGGCACUCUUCAUGUCCACUGACUUGAGCAAGAUGGAGGUGGACUCAGUUUGCCGCCUGGGACACAUGUACAGUAUUGCUGUCUUCCUGGCAGUGUUCCUCCUCACAUUUGUUGGCAUUGUGGUGCUCAUGGGAAAAGCACGCACUGUUUACAGACGUUGUGUGAGUUCUAGCGGUUUCCUCGGCGACAGGCAGUGGGCGUCGCUUCGUGUUCUGGACCGACACAUGCUCCUCUACCCCUCUGUCUUCUUCUUCUGUUGGGGCCCAGCAGUGUUCCUGGCAGCCAUGAUUCUGUACAACCCCAAAUCAGUGGAGGGAGUUGUGGGCGUCAUUCUCUACAUCUUACAGGUAAAACUGCCAGCUGCUCUGAAACCGACAUCCAAGACGUGUGCAACCUCAGUCCAUGGCUUAACUUCUACUUCCUCAUCCCAGGCCUUCACCUCAUCCUCUCAAGGCCUUCUGAACUGUGUGGUGUACGGCUGGACACAGACACACUUCCGCUCAGCUAGCAAAGAUGCUGUAAGGGACAUGGACACCCAGACGCCACUUCUGAGAUCUCAGAAGAAAGGCUAUAAAACUCUAUGGUCAACACCAUCCCCAAACCAGAUGAUAUAGAAGGAUCUGGUAUUCUACCGACACCACAUUAAUUUACUAUGGUGGUUGUGACACUGGCAAAAUAAAUGAAACAAAGCCUUUUGUGCCAGACUGGGAGUGACGGUUUGGUUUUGAAUCUUGGGGACAGUACCUUGGGAAGCACCUGUUAUACCAAUGAAGCAAAAACACCCUCGGCUGUACACAAGGGACAGCAGGGUCCAACCAGACAGAGGCUGAACUGCUGAGGCGUAAAAAAGGGAAGAACCAGGGAAUUUACAAGGAGAGGAAGAGCAGCUCUGAAACAGGAUCUGAGAGCUCUGUACUUUCAUAGGAAUCAGAGUCACUCCCUCCCUCACUUGUUCUGACUGCAUCGCUCGUGCAAACAUUGUCUCUACAUUAGUGUUUAGAAUUUCCCACAGUAGUUGGGGACAGCCGAGGAUAUUUGUGAAAGGCUUUGUAACUGACUGGCAUGUCUUUGAUUUAGAGGGGCCCUGAUUGAGCCCAACCGUGUGGAAACAGUGAGCAAGCCUGUCACUUUUCAUCUUGAUGGAACAAAGGCCCUCCAUUCACAGAGAUGCUGCUUGACGUACGAGUUUGGCCCGUGGUGUUGUGUGAUGGUCGUAGAUACGCAAGUGUGUGCAAUGUUUAGUUUUCGCCCUACAUGGACUUGGUCACAGAAAUGUGACUGUAGGUUUAUGCUCACUCCUUGAGUUCAAUUCUAAACUUUUAUCAAAGGGGACAAUUAUUGCCUUGCAUGAGGCAUGAGAGCAGGAUAAAUACAUCACCACAACAUACAAUUAUUUAUUUUCUGAAAUGCAAAUGAAACUGAAUGAAAAGAAUGUGGAUUUCCGGUCUGUCAAUGCAUUGGACUUUAUUUCUGUUUAACUCCAUCAAUAUGAAAUGGCCAUUGCAGCUCAAAUAUAGUAAGUGCUGCAGCCUCAUCAAAACAAUAAAAUAUUGUUUCACUCCCACAUCCGACCAGCUGCAUCAUGGCAGUUAUCAAAGAUGAGGCUGUAGUCAGUGCCUCCAGCUUUGACGAAAUCAGAGACCGUCUUACUCCCUUUAAAGUUUUUGGUUUCAACUUUCUGCAAAAAGUUUUAAAAAACAAUGUUUUAAUCUGAACGACUGUGUAUUUGCCACUACAGAGUCAUUUCAAUAAAAGAUGCUUAUGAAA